CAAUAGAACAAAAUAUUCUCAGCUAAGCAAAAUUUGUAUUUAGAUCUCAAUUAUUUCUAUUACAAAAUACAAAUUUAGUUCCGAUUUAAAAUUUCAUCCAGAAAGUUAUCUUUUCUGAAGAUUUGUUAUUACAAAGUAUUCAAACCAGUCAAUUCGUCUCGAUGAUUCCACGAAUGCAGGUCAUGAAAGGGUUAUUUAAUAGAAAAUAACUAUGUGAUGAACUUAUGUUUCACAUUGUUACCUUGUGUCUGGUCAUAUGAUGGGAUGACGAAAAGGAUUUGGCCAGACGACAGAAUGGGUGCCGGGGUUUCUUCCAAUGAAUAUCCAAAUGUAGACGUUCAAAAUUAUCCAGGAGUUAUUAUUAAGGAAAGACGUAAGAUGCGUAUGUCUGGUUUUGCUACUUUGCGAAAAAAGCUUAUUAAGCGUCGUCGAUAUUCCAAGGUGUGUAAUCAUGGUCGUGUCAUAAGAGAAUUGAUAUCUGAUUGGUCACCAGCUGAAGUUACUGCCUUACUUGAAGAAUAUGAAGCAUUAGCUGCCCUUAAAGAUUUGUCUGUACAAGCAGAACUAGCGAGGCCUCCAGCUGCUACAUUUAAACAAGAUUUAUCUACUCUAUAUGACCAUAAGUAUUGUACAGACGUCGAUCUCAUUUUCCGUGGUGUUUGUUUCCCAGUACACAGAGCAAUACUGUCAGCUAGAUGUCCAUAUUUUCGUGAAUUGCUUUUGGGGUGUCCUGGUUAUGGGGCACGUAUUUGUUUAGAUUUGAGAACACCUGGUGUAGAUAUAGAAAUGUUUUCAGCAUUAUUACGGUUUUUAUAUACUGGCGAUAUAGCUCCAAGAGAUGGAGAUAUUGAUUUAGCAUUAUUAAGAAGACUUGGUGAUGAACUUGGUACACCAAAUGUGUUAGAAAAUGAUUUAAGAUACCUGUUGGAAACUGGUGACUAUGCAGAUGCUGCACUUGUAUUUAUCCCAGAAGGAUAUUCAGAUCGAAGACCAGAAUCUACUGGAUCUGAAUAUGGUUUUCAACCCAAACUGGAAUUGCCUUGCCAUAAAUCUAUUCUUAGUGCUAGGUCACCAUUUUUUAGGAAUCUUAUUCAACGAAGGACUAAAUCUGGUGAAGAACAUACUGAAAGAGCUUUACACAUUCCUACAAGGAUAGUGCUAGAUGAAUCAGUUAUUCCAAAACGAUAUGCAAGAGUACUAUUACAUGCAAUUUAUUUAGAUACAGUUGAUUUGUCUCUGAUACUGAGAGGUUCAGGAUGUGGUUCGUCUGCUGGCAGUUUAAGUGAAGUUGAAGCUCUAACUAAUACGGGACGUGUUAGACCAAGUCCUCUGGACGAAGCUAUGGAAUUGUAUCAGAUUGGUCGUUUUCUAGAAUUAGAAAUAGUAUCUCAAGGUUGUGAGGAUCUUAUCCUAGAAUGGCUUACUCUAGAGUCACUUCCAGGAGUACUUAGAUGGGGAAGUUUGCCACAUGGGUCAGCAUGGGUUCAUCGCCAAGCUAAGCAUUUUUUACGUGAAGAAUUUUCUCAAGUGGCUAAUAGUCCGGUUUUGUACCAAUUAGACAAACCUCAUCUAAUAGACUGUUUAAAAAGUAACUUCUUACAAACAAGUGAACUUGAAGUUUUACAAGCUGUUCUCAAAUGGGGUGAACAUGAAUUGAUUAGACGUAUGGAAGAUAGAGAACCAAAUUUAGUUAGUCAAACUACACAUUCUGUUAGCCGAAAAGGUGUAAAGAAACGAGAUUUAAGUGAUGUAGAACUUCGUGAAAUAUUAUCUGAACUCUUACCUUUGGUGCGUAUGGAUCAUGUUAUCCCCACAGAACACGAGACUUUGACCCAAGCCAUAAGAAGAGGUUUAGUGAGUUCACCUCCAAGCCAUAUGAUUGGUAAUGAUUCACCAAUAUUAUCUCAUCAUAUGUCCAGAAUCAAUGCUUGGAUUAGACAUCCAUCUGGGCUUUAUGUGAGACCUAGAUUAUUUAUUCCAUACUAUGAUGAAAUUAAAUCAUUAUUUGAAGAUCAAAUGUUAAGAGAGGAUGAAGAGCUUGUACGACGAACAAGAUAUAUGCCUGAUGGUAUACCUGACACUUUAUACAUGAUUGAAGAAAAACCAACUCCAUUAUCAUAUGGCCUUUCAUCUCUUGAUGUUUUAACAGCUUCAAUACCAACACCAGAUGUUUCAACCAUGAAUGCUAUGGUUAAACGUGACCAGAAACUAAGAUCUGCCCCUGGUUGUCAACGAGCAAUAUCACUGCCUUUAUCUAGUCGACAGGAAAUCAAUCAUCAAAUAAGAUUAAGAGUUGUUCGAGAGUUCAAUUUACCAGACCCUGUUGCUUAUCUUUUAGAAAAAGCUGCCAGUUCUGUAUGCUACUGUGGUGGAGGUCCUGAUGAGAAACCAAAAGAAAGUACAAGAUCUCGAAGUAGUCGCACAAGAAAAGAAAAACGAAAAGGUUUAGGAACUAGCACUUUACCGUCUGUGUACGCACAGCAGAAAUUGAGAAAACAACAUAGACCAUAUGUUGUAAACGAUAUGGCCUCAUCUUUACGAUACACUAAUAAUAUCAGAUAUGAUGACGAUGAAGAUUUUGAUGGCCGAGGAGAGCAAAUAAUUAUGCCUGACGUUGCAGCCGUAUCACUUUCUUUGGACCAGUUAAACAUAUGUCCAAUUCUUGGCCCUGAAGUUGAGUUGAGAUUAGACUUGGGCGAUAGUUCGCCCAAUCAAUCGCCAUAUAAAACACCUCCUCCUCCUAAACAUUUUAUUUAGAUUAUUCUAAAUGUAAUUUCAUCUGUAAGAUUAAUAGUUUAUAGAAUUCAUUUUUACUGUGAGCUAAUAAUAAGGGAGGGGGAAGCAAACUAUUUCAAACCAAUUGUAUUAUAGUAUUAGUUUUACAGAGAAAUUCAGAAAUUUGCUGUUAAAAUUAUCUUUGAUUGUAAAUAGUAUGAGCUAUUUUAUAAUCAAUAAUUUGAUAAUAUCUCAUUAAGUUUCAUAUGUAUACAUUUUAUUAGCUGCUGAUUCUUAAAUUUUAUCAAGCUCAAAUAUAUCUUAAUAGUAUUCUUCUUAAACAUGAGCAGCAUAGAUAUUGAUUGAGUGCUAUUGCUAUUAUUACCAUUUUUCAUUAAUAAUGUUUUAAUUAUUAUGUUAUGUGUUUAAAAAUCAGUUGACUGAAAAACUUAAGUUUCUAUCUAUUUCUUUAAUUUCUUCUCAUUCGUUUUAAUUCUUUAGACUAUAAAGCUUUUAUUGUGUUCAUAUGUUGCAUAUAUGUUUCUUCUGCUUUUCUACUGAAUUGUAUUUCUAUGUUUUUCUUCAUUUAAGUGCAUAGAUUUAUUAUAUUUUAUUUUGUACCCAUUGUUAGUGGUACAAAUUCUUCUUUACUGUCGUUAAUUAAUAUCUUAUUGUUUUUUUUCAUGUUAUAUAUUUUUGUUAGUUGCUUAUGCAAGUCAAAUGAUCUUUGUCCAUUUUUAGUAUUCUUUAUCUCUUUCAAUUAUGACACAUAUUUUAGUGUAUUGUAAAUAUAUUACUAUAUGUAUUAAAAUAUGAAUGCGACGCUUGUUCCGUCCGCGAUUAUAUUCUUGCCAGCUGCCUAGUACACAAAUCGUUUUAAAAUCAAUUUUAUUUUCUUAGUUUUCGCACACUCUAAAGAAAGAGUAUUUGAUUAAAAGUUGUUGGGAAUGUUGCAAUAAUACUGGCAUUGAUAUAUAUAUUUAAAUUUAUUAACUAAUAGCUAAAUUAUUUAUUAACAAUUAUUUGUAUCCAUUUUUUUCUUUUUCUAUAUUGUACCUGAUUGAAAAUUCUGAAAUUUAAAUAUUUUUGUAUAUAUACAGUUUUAAAAUAACAUCCUAAUAAGUGUCAAUAACAUAAUAUGCAUUGUAUGCACCAAAAUCAAUGUAUUUUUUUCUUUUUUUUUUUGAAAUUGUAAUUAAGGUGGUAUUAAUUUGGAAAAUCAUUCCUAAAAUUAAAGUUACAGCGGUAUGUAAAGGAAUCCGAAUUAAAAAAAAAAAAAAAAAAAAAAAAAUAAAUUGAUUUAAAACCAAACUUGUGUUUUGUGACCAAAAGGGGGACGUUCAUCCAAAACAAUAACUGUAUAUAUAUUACAUAUUACAUAUUUCUUAUUAAUUUCUAUUUCUAAUAAUAGUCAUUUUAUUAACCAAAGGUAUACCUUUACCAAUUUUUUGUUCUAAAAAUAUGAACACAUACAAACAUGAAUCCAUCUUAUUUUUUCAAUUAUCCUAGAAAAUAAUGUGUAAUACACUUGCGCUCAAAACAAACUGACCGUUACAUGUAAAGUAAAUAACAAAAAAAAAAAAAUUAAUUGAUUUUAUCUAAUUGUUUUAAUGCUUAGGGACCAAACAACCCGUCUUAUCAAAAAAUAAAUAAAAAAUAUUACAAGAUAUUUAACAAAAUUAAGUUAAGAAUAUUAAAUUAGCUAUACAAUAUUAUUAUAUGUGUACUUAUUAAUUUUCUGUGUAUACCUUAGAUAUUAUUUGAUUUUCCUUGCCCGUCUGUGAUUCUAGUCUUGUCUGUUUUCUAUGAAAACUGGCUUUACAUUAUAUUAUUAUUAGCUUACGAUAUCUAUUGUUAAUUUAUUCCUUUACACGGUGUUACCAUAGUUGUACAACUAUGGGUUUGUUAUAUAUAUAUUAUAUAAAAAUGUAUAUAUUUCAAAUUAUGGUAGCAUUUAAUUUUUAUCAUUUUCAUUAUUGUACGGUGUAUAUGGAAGAAAACUUUAUAUUGUUAAUAGAACCAUUUUGUUUUUUUUUUUUUAUCAUUAUUAUUGUACUUAAUUUAACUUAUUUGAAUAUGGUAUACAUUUUCUUUUAAUAAUAGUUCUAAAAUAUAAAUGGAUGAUGAUAAAAAAUUCUUUAGGACUAGGUUAAGUUAAAAUUGUGUAUUAUAUACCAAUCGAAACAACAAUAUCAUUAUCGUGUACUGUACAAAUCUGUUCUGUCGAUAUUUUGAUGUUAGCUACAAUAAAUUUGUUUUUGUGAUUAAAAUACAUAUACAUAAAAUUGAGUUUAAAA
This is a messenger RNA of Rhopalosiphum padi (bird cherry-oat aphid), 5012 nucleotides long. Its product is annotated as BTB/POZ domain-containing protein 7. Lineage: Eukaryota; Metazoa; Arthropoda; Insecta; Hemiptera; Aphididae. Gene Ontology annotation, biological process: morphogenesis of a branching epithelium. The transcript has 11 exons. The record is from RefSeq and is a predicted model, not a curated record. The coding region runs from base 217 to 2757 and encodes 846 amino acids. Gene Ontology annotation, molecular function: protein binding.